ACAUUAUUUCGUCAUUUUAGGUCGGUGAUGACGUCAGGAAGGAGAUGACGUAUUCGUAUCGAGCUAUGACUGAUAGAUGAUGAAAUAUGAUAUUAAGGCCGCUGCAAUGGCCUCUGUUUUAACUGUGGUAGGCGACUAUUUAAACAUAUGGAGUAUAGUUUUAGGUGGAUCUGCUCUCAUCUUUUACAUGUGGAGCAGAAAAGGCAAUCUUCCACCUGGACCAAGAGGAUAUCCUAUUCUUGGUGCCAUGCCAUACCUGGUAGUGCACCCAGAAAAAGUGAUAACAAAAUGGAGCCGAGAAAUUUAUGGUCCAAUUUUAUCAGUCCCACUGCUGAACCGUACCAUUAUUUACCUGAAUACAUAUGAAGCUAUAACUGAGGCUUUCUCAAAGCAAGGCCUGAAGCUGGCAGGGCGACCAUAUAUGUUUCUAUUUCAACAAAUCUCAUCGGAUCUAGGCAUUACUAUGAAAACAUACAGCGAACAUUUUAAGGUCCAACGUCAAUUCGGAAUGAGGUCUUUAAAACCAAGUCGCAUAGAAAGCUUGGUGAUCCAGGAAAGCAGAUACUUUAUAGAUCAGCUGCAUGAUCAAGUUGGUAAGGUCUACGACAUGAAAACAGAUGUUUACAACUUUACUGCGAACAUCAUUUGCAGUGUUGUGCUUGGGAAAAGAUUCGAUUACGAUGACCCUGCAUUUAAACUAAUCCUCGAAUCUUCAGAAAAGGCUUUAGGUGAACCAGAAGAUGCUAAUUUGAUGAUGGCCAUGAUCCUGAUACCACAGUUGAGAUUUCUUCCACCCUUUCAUGGCGCAAACCAACGUUUUCUUCAAAACCAGCAUCGAAUUUUACGAAUGUUGCUGGGGAUAAUUGAAGAACACCAGAAGAAUUUUGAUCCAAAUAAUGUAGAGGAUUUUAUUGAUGCUUAUAUAUACGAGCAGAAAUUUGGCAUUGGAAAAAACACAAAGCUCUUUGAAAACGACCAACUCAAGGUUUAUGUUCGUGAUUUAUUCAUUGCUGGGGUUGAAACUACAAGUAACACAAUCCAGUGGUCAAUCCUUGCCCUGCUGUAUAACCCAAAGUACAUGGACUUGAUGUAUAAUGAAGUUUAUGAAGCUCUGGGUAGUGAUGGUGUACCGUGCAUGAAAGAUCGUGAAAAGAUGCCGGUAACAUGCGCCUUCAUACAAGAAAUAAUGAGAUUCCGUACCCUAACCCCAGGAGCUGCACCCCAUAGUGCAAUGGAGGACAUCAAACUAAACGGGUACGACAUUCCUUCGGGUACUAUGGUUGUAGCAAACCUGUGGGCCUUGCAUAAUGACCCAGACACCUGGCCAGAGCCAGAAAAGUUCAAUCCUCAUAGGCAUAUUGAUUCAGAUGGGAAAUUCAUCCACUCACCUAAAAUUCUCCCGUUUUCAAUCGGACCACGUUACUGCAUGGGAGAAGGAAUUGCCAAAGCAGAAAUCUUUAUUUUUCUCACCUCUCUUCUGCAGAAAUUCACAGUUUCUCGUGAUCCAAAUGCAGUCUACCCUGAAGAAAUUGAACAAGGAAUUGUAUCUGCUAUGUCUUGCCCUCAUAGAUACAACAUUAUUCUAACUGCUCGUUAAUUUACAAUAAAAAAAUCAUUGAAAAAUUGUUCAUGCACCUUUGAAGAUCAAGGUUUAUAUUCUAUUCUAAUAUAACUGUUGUUAUAUAUUCUAUUCUAAUAUAACUGUUGUGAAGUAUUAACUUUAAUACAUCUGUAAACAUUCUUGUUUACCCAAUAUCAAUUAAUGUAGAAUUUAUACUAAUGAUUGUGUUUAUUUUUUAAUGACAUAUUCACAUAUAUAUCUCAUUUGACCACCUGUCUCGUGUAAUAUAUUUUUAGCCACUAAAUCUGAGCAUUACCCACAUUUUUUGUAUCUCUAUAUGCAUCAUUAUUCCUUUUGCUGUUACAGGCCUAAUGUGUACAAAUGUAAUGAUCUUAUUUAAAAAAAGUAAAUAUUAAGUAGCUACCUAUGUUAGGAUUUGAAAAAGUGCAUUUUAUUUUACCAAUGAAAAUGUGGUAGCUUUAACAAUGGAUUUAUACAUUCCUCAUUCAUUUUUAAUGUUUUAACUUCCAGACAGCCAGUUUAUUAAAGAAAUGUUUUAAUUUUUUCUUUAGUAUAAAGUGUCAGUGUUAAAGCAGUACAAGGGGUGUUUUAAAGUUCGCUUGAUUUCUCGCAAUCUGACAUAAAAUAUAUCUAUGUUACCUAUUGUAAAUAAAUCACCUCACAAUGUUAUAUUCUUUUCCGCCAAAUUUAGAGUAUAGUGGACACAAGCCAGCCCAGCCCAUCCCCAAAAUAUGCUAAUUAUAAACACGUGCACCGAAUCUGGGAUGUUAUGUUAGUGUAGGCACGCCUAUUCUGGAAAUUUCUACAUUGCAUUAAUCACAAUCGGUAAACAUAAUGACAAAUGGCCAAUAACUUAGGUUUGUUACACAAGAAUACGAUUCUAACUAUGCUGCCUACUGUGAAACAUAAAAAGUAUGGUGUCUUCGGUAUAUAAUUAUGAACACUAAUUCCAAUUUAUGAAAUGAAAUUUAUAACAUUAUCAUGCUUGUGUUUUCAAACUUUUGUUUUCUUUCUAAUGGUCUGGCCUUCUGAUCGUACUUACUAUUUUUACAG
Messenger RNA from Ciona intestinalis (vase tunicate), 2635 nucleotides. Its product is annotated as cytochrome P450 2U1-like. The record is from RefSeq and is a predicted model, not a curated record. Gene Ontology annotation, cellular component: intracellular membrane-bounded organelle; cytoplasm. Gene Ontology annotation, molecular function: steroid hydroxylase activity; heme binding; oxidoreductase activity, acting on paired donors, with incorporation or reduction of molecular oxygen, reduced flavin or flavoprotein as one donor, and incorporation of one atom of oxygen. Gene Ontology annotation, biological process: xenobiotic metabolic process. NCBI's taxonomy places the organism in Eukaryota, Metazoa, Chordata, Ascidiacea, Phlebobranchia, Cionidae.